This is a messenger RNA of Pediculus humanus corporis (human body louse), 1218 nucleotides long. RefSeq names its product zinc finger protein, putative. Gene Ontology annotation, molecular function: protein binding. NCBI's taxonomy places the organism in Eukaryota, Metazoa, Arthropoda, Insecta, Psocodea, Pediculidae. The coding region runs from base 1 to 1218 and encodes 405 amino acids. Gene Ontology annotation, biological process: regulation of transcription by RNA polymerase II. Gene Ontology annotation, cellular component: nucleus. The record is from RefSeq and is a predicted model, not a curated record. The transcript has 5 exons.
AUGAAUUUUGAAGGCAGUUUGGAGCAAUUUUCAUUAAGAUGGAAUAAUUUUAACGAUAACAUGAAAAUUGGUUUUCAUGACUUAUUGAGAACUGAAGAUUUUGUUGACGUUACAUUAGCAGUUGAAGGAAAAUUAAUUCAAGCUCAUAAAAUGGUUUUAUCCGUGUGUAGUCCUUAUUUUAAAAAAAUAUUUAAAGGAAAUCCUUGCCAUCAUCCAGUUGUAUUUUUAAAAGAUGUAACGCACAAAGAACUUACAGAUAUUUUACAAUUUAUGUAUUUGGGGGAAGUUAGAAUUCAACAAGAAGAGUUAGGGAAGUUUUUAAAAGUUGCCAAAACAUUACAAAUUAAAGGUUUGACAGAUGAAAAUACUCAGUCUAGCAAUAAUGAAAAUGUAUUACAAACAUCCUGUCAAAAUGAUUAUGAUGAAUGUAUAAACAAAACCAAAUUAAAUAAUUAUGAUGUACUAGAAAAUGAAAUUUGCUCAAAAAAAAUGAAAUUUAGUACAAUUGAUAAUUCGGAUAAAAGUACCCUUCGAAAAAUUCAAGAACAAGAUGAGUCGAAAAAUAGUCAAAAUGAAAUACCACAUAUUUUUCCUAAGACUGAACCAAAUGAAGAUGAUAAUGAAAGUGAUCAGCUUUCAUGUGAAGAAGAUAGUAUUAAUGCAAAUGAAUCCUCUGUGCAACUAAAUGACAUUUCUUCUGUAAUUAAAGACGAUAUUGAUCAAUCAAAUGCUGGCCAUUUGUUUUCUGGAAAUGAUAAAAUUACUUCAAAUGAAUUGCAAAGCUUUAAGUGUGAUUCGUUUCUUUUUAAGGAGGGUAAUCAAGAUAUUCGAUUUGUUAUGUCACCCAGGAUGAAACCUUGUUUGGUGUUUAACAAUUAUAUUUACAUAAAAGAUCACGUUGGUUUAGCAUCUCCUGGACAAGUGAAAACUAUUUACUGGAGGUGUAAAGAUGUCAGUUGUAAAGCAAGAUGCAUACAGAGUUUACAGUAUUUUCAACUGACAAAAAAUCAAGGUUUAUGUCCCGUUUGUGGAAGAAUUCUUCAGCAUAAAAAAAAUUUACAAACUCAUAUAGCUGAUCAACAUUCUGGAUUGUUUAAAUCUUGGUCUUGUCAAAUAUGUAAUAAAAUAUGCAAAACCUGGAGUGCGUUGAGGGUUCACACAAAUAGGCAUCAUUCGAAAAAUUCAUCAUCAUCUUCAAUGGUAACACUAUUUUUUUAG